Messenger RNA from Anopheles moucheti, 2763 nucleotides. RefSeq lists its product as uncharacterized. Bases 747 to 2228 code for a protein of 493 amino acids. The transcript has 2 exons. Lineage: Eukaryota; Metazoa; Arthropoda; Insecta; Diptera; Culicidae. The record is from RefSeq and is a predicted model, not a curated record.
UGCUGACUAAGCAAAUUUCGCUCAAGCGCUAUGAUUCACGCUGUUCGUUGCAACAGUAGUCACACACGCAUGUGUACAUGCAUUCAUCUACAGCGCAGUUUUAACACUUACCCCGUGUCGCGAUCGUCUGUGUUGGAUUAAUAUGAAGGUUUAGCCGGAUAGCGUACCAGUCUCGCGGCUUUUUCGCUGUGUGUACAAUGCACAGGGACAAUAUCCCGUAGAAGCGGGUAAGAUCAUGCGACGGAAAUCUUUGUUCUAUCGCGGAGUAUUGAGUUUUCACAUCGAAAUAUUCAAAUUCACUAUAGCGAAACCGUGCGUGCGGGAUUGUACUUCUGGAGGAAACGUAAACAAGCAUGCUGCACGCACUUGCGUUUGACGUUUAUGAUGGUUGCAAACCGAAUGGUUUAAAACGGUACGUUGAAAAGUUAUGCUUAAUUUGUAGGCUGUAAUAAUAGAAGAAAACCAGAGUAUUAGUAACGAUGCAAGAGUAUGAAUAUUGUUCAAAAAUUACACAUCUUGUUAAAAUGCCUUGCAUACAAAGAACAACACCGCAAAGAGAGAAGAAAAGAACUCAUCUCCAUCAAAGAGCGCUCGCUAGCUGAUGGGAAACGGACGUUUGACGUUUGGCUCAUUUAAAGUAACGUCGAGUGAGCGAGUGUGUGUGUGUAGUGCUGUCUGUCGGUUGGUUUACCAUUGCAACCGUUUUUUGGCGAAAUCGGUCCAGUUCAGUUGAUGGGAAAUUCACAAUGGAGCUAAUUACCGAUUCCGGCAAAGUCUUAAAGGCGUAUCAAAUAAUCAACCAGCAGCUUGUUCACGAAAUCCAAAAGAAAAGGAUAGAAAUCAAGUUGCACGAGGAACGGUACAAUGGAACGAACGAAAUGUUGCUGCGGGAGCGCCAGGAAAACAAAGCUCUGCGCGAUAUGGUCCGGAAACUGAAGGACCAGAUGCAAGUUAUAACGAAGGUGAUUGUAUCGGUACAAGAUCAAACGGAUAAAGUGUACGAACGUAUCAACCGUCCGCAUGAGCUGGAGGAACGAAUGAUGCAGAACUAUACGCCACGGGCCCAGCAAGUGUACGAACAACGCCGAACGAAAAAUCCACCGUAUGUGGACGAAUAUGCGAUUGCUGAGGAAAAUGAGACCAGCCUUGUUAUGGAGAACGAAGCUGAGGAAGAAACAAACGCCCAGGAGAUAAACAAUGACACCCGUGCAAACGAAAGCGGUAGUGUAGAUGCGGAUGAAACCUUCGCCUCAAACCGGUCGAGUGAUGUACGACGUAACAGCGGUGCACCAUCGCUAGCAGUAGGCAGUCCAUUAGUACAGCGACUAAAGCGUCCCUCAAGGAACGCAAGCUUUGAUGAAUCGUUUGAAACGAUCGACCGCGAGCGGGUGUUCAAGCUGUCCCGACACAGUCAGGAACGACGAAAGAUCUAUGCCAACAUAGAUGAAAAUGUAUCCGACCUACAGUCUAUUAGCAGUAGGAGCCGAAUGGAAAUUGAUGAGGAACUUAGCGAAACAUUGCGCAAUCUGUCCCCGGUGAAGAUGGAUGACGUUGGCGAAAAUAUGUCCUGUUCGUCGGUUGAAAAUGAGAAGGACAACGGAGAGAAACGGUCACCACCUAGUCCUGCCCGACCGGACAAAAGGGUGCACCAAUCGCAUCUAAUAAAAAUGGCUAGCGAAUCGAUGCUUUCACGAAUUCAUCGUUCGACAGUGGUUUAUGGAGAUCUCACCGAGGGUAGCAGCAGUGUAAGCCGGGACGAGACUGAAAUGACCGUCUUUAAUCCGGCCGAACUUGUCGCUAGCUGUAGUACACCGGUGGCUAAGGGAUCGAUCGAUGUGCAAUCGGAAAAGGUUAUUGUCGCCGAAAUUCCUCGUCGGGGUCGUGGUCGUCCUCGUAAAUUUCCUACAAAAGCAAGGAGUGAAACCGAGCUGCAUACGCUCGAAAUGAAUCCCGUCGUAGUGUUGAGACCCUUGACGGAGAAAAAUAUACGGGCACACGAGCAGAAAAUGCGACCAAACCGCAACGCUAGACAAAUCCGAUCUGUGAAGGAGAGUAACGUCAGCGACAGCGAGGAAGGAUCGACGUUAGGCGAUGGGAACACGUGGGAACCGAGUUCGUCGAUGGAAAACCUGUCCACAGUGUCCGGUGAAUCGAAUCGUCCGCGACGAAAGGCAGCACCGAAGAUACUCCGCGAACCGUCAUUGAUUUUUAAAUUAAGACGAACCUAAUUAACUGUUCUUAUCUUUAUCAUUAUUAUUAGCCAUCAUCAAUCAUUUUUCUCUCUAUCACUGGUGUAUUAUUUUUUGUCAUGUUUAGGGUUAGUAAUUGUUUUAAAUAUUUUAAUUUUUAAUCAACAAUUUGACACCAUGAUUUAAAAAAGCAAAUGGGUUUUUAACCAUGAACAGAAUUUGUAGUUUUUUUGAGGAGCGCAGUAAAUUACACCAAAACGACGUACAAAAAUUCAACCGAAUAUGCCUGCAGUAGUAAAAGGUUAUGUUAACAAAAAUUUUACUGAUAAACAAAAAGAAAGGAGUGUAUCACACAAUCAGUUUAAAAAAAACUAUUUUAUUUUAUCCGAAAAAAGGAAAAAGAUUCUAUCGAUCACAAGGAAAAAGUACGAUCAUUCCUUCCCUUCCACAUUGUUUUGCCAAAAUGGUCUCAUAGUUUCGAGCUAGCUUUGCUGUGUUUACACGCUAGGUAAGCCUGUGGAUUAGCUGAAUCUAAACAAUAGGAUAGAUAGUUCAACAAAAAUAAAGUUACCAA